AGGGAUCAAUAUGGAAAUCAGUGGCCUGCCUAUAUACAGCACCGAGUAAACUACUUGUACUACCUAGUAGCAAUGUUCACUCGAAAUUAUUGGGGGUAGAUUUUUAAACACUUUUGAGGGAAAUCACACGUUACAAAGUAAAAGAGUAAUAACAUUUGAAUGUAACUUGCUGUGCUGAUUUUUUUCUUAUUGGAAUCCUUUUGGAUUUGGAAUCUCAUAAACCGAGUAUAUAGAUUGGAAUAAUAAGAUGGCCACAAAUCAGUGUUCCACCAUCGAACCUAUGCUUAUUGAUCACAUAGAAGUGAUAUCUGAUGACACAGGUCUGAUAGUUAUGAUGUCCAUCACAUCCAUAAUUACAGUCAUCCUUCUUGUUGGAUUCAUUGAAUCUAUUACCUUCGUAGCAACCAAGAUACCUCAUAGAGAUCGUUCUAUCAGUCUAAUAUGGAUGCUCGCUAUCUAUCCGAUAUUUGCAGUGACGUCACAGAUGGGUCUUUUCAUCCCAAGGGCCGUGUUGAUGUGUAAUCUUACUGCAUCCAUCUUCUUUUCGGUCAGUCUCUACCAUUUUGUACAGUUGAUCAUUUACUAUUAUGGCGGCCAUGAUGCUACUGUGACCAAGAUAAGUGAGAUGCAAAUACUAGGCACACUCCAACUUACCGAGGAGAGCUUUUAUCGACUUAAAAUUUGCAUAUAUCAAAUGGCUUUACUUCGCCCUGUCGUCCUGUUCAUCGAGGACAUCCUAUGGUUGAAUGAAUCUUACGACACAAGUUCGAUCACCAUCAACGACGCAUACGUCUAUCUUAACCUGUUCACUCUUCUAUCAUCUCUGGUCGCCAUCAUCGCCCUGAUCAUUCUCUUCCUCGCAUCACGAGAACAUCUCAGGGCUUUCUUUAUCACCAUUAAAUUCGUGAUCGUCGGUCUCGCUAUGUAUUUCAGUAAUAUUCAGAUUCUUCUCUUUGAUGUGCUUACAUUUACUGACGUCAUCAAGUGUUCCAAGCCAUUUGAUUGGGAAACAAGAGGCAGUAGUUGGCAAUGUCUCUUUCUGAUCGUCGAAUCCGCGCUUCUCUUCCCAAUCGCUCUGAAAUACUUCCGUACCAGGAAUGGUAACAUGGUAGGUGUACUAGAAAUCCCUCGUUUCAAGUUCACCAAAGCCCCUACUGAUAACUUCAAUCCAACAUUCAACUACGAAGGAUUUUACGGAGGAACCCCUCCAGCUAACCCACAGGUUGAGAGGUUAAGAACAGGAACCAAUGACAGUUUACCCCUAACUAAAUCAAGAAGCUCAUCCUCGAUCGGAUUUAAUUCUUACAUAACCAUGUGAAUUAAUUGAUCAUUGCAAUUAAAUAUCUAUCAUAAAAUUUAUUACCUUGGUUGCAGUGGCGUACAGAUGGGGGCUUGGGCCCCCCCCCCCCAUUUUCACGACCAAGUAAAAGAAAGAAAAGGGGAAAAAUAGAUUUUUGUGAUAAAAAUAUCAAAAAAUUUUACUCGCUCGCUUCGUUUGCUCAUAACUUUUUAUCAAUAUUUCCUGAUGAGCCACAUCUGGCCCCUUCAAAAUAUUUGACUUAUUACGCCACUGCUUGGUCGUAAUUAUAUUCUUUUUAUUGCUGUAAUUAUCAUUAUCAUGCAAAACAACAGCAGACGUUUCAUAUUCAUAGUAAACUAAAACAGAAUGACUUUGAAAAAUUACUAAUUAUAAUAUUGUGAAUUUACAACAAAAAUAAGCUAGGUUAUUGUCCCGGUUAUUGUUCACUAAGUUUGUGUAUGAACUGAGACAUACGAGACAACUUAUGUCACCAACAAUACGUUUAGAUUUUAAAUGCUAUUUAAAAAAUAAGAGAAGGUUAUAUACAAGGAAGAUGCCUUUAAUAAGUUUGGAUAUCAGUUGCUUAAGGCAUUUUCCAAAUGUCUUAAUUCUUUCUGAAAGCAUGAUGCAACACAUCUAUAAAAACUUAUUUAAUAAAUGAAAUUUAAAAGAAAACAUUAGUUUACCAUAUUUUGUUGUACAUGUAUUUUGAAAGUAUUUCAUGUUUAAGAAAUGAUGGUUAAUAUGAUGUUUGUCAAACAAGAGAAAAAUAAUUGUAUAUUUGAUGAAUGCAUCCUAGAUUUUUGUGGUGGGUAUUUUGACUACACUAAUGAGGAAAUGAUGACAUCACUUACUUACAAGUUCUUUUGUUUUUAUAAAGUGAAAUAUGAAAUUCUCCCCAUUAUAAUGUUUCCUCCCUGAAAUAUGCAUGGGAUUGCGUCUUUUUGUAACCUUUUAUAGUUCAAUGAACAAGGAUUCCUUUAAUGUCAAACCUGCAAAAAUUGAAAUAUUCUAUAAUAAAAUACAAAAUAAAUAGUGAGUGUGUGACAUCAUCGGCUCUCUUAUUUGGCUGUCAACUGUGCAUAUAACUAUAAGAACUGUUUUGAGAAAAUAAGUAAUUAAAUACAUUUUUAAUGUCAUAUAGCUUUCUAAUCUUACAUCUGAUUUUGACAAAUUUUGAGCAUUAUACCUGUUUGAUUUUAAUAAUAAUUAUAAUUUUAAUUGAAAUUUAUAUAGCGCUUAAUAGUCAAAAGACUCUCUAUGCGCUUUACAAAAUAUAUUGAAUUACUAAAUUACUACAGCCGGGGUAAUAAUAAUAUACCAAGUAUAUUUCAGCGCCUUGAACACAUAAUCAAUGUGGAUUUGGCGCUUUAUAAAUACUUUAUAUUACUCUUCCUAUUACAAAUUAAAUCAAUACAUACAAGUUACAUAUAUAAAAACUGAUAAUAUUUAACAACAUACUAUAUUGAACAUUAAAAACAUUAUUUAAGAAUGAAUUUUGCACUAGUUAUUAAAAUAAUUUGUUUUCUUAGUUGGAGCUUGGCCUUUAAUACUGUAUUGAUGACGUGGCGAAAGGGGAAAAAUACCAGUGGGUAGGCUAUUGAUGAAUGCGUUAUCAUCUUAUUUCAAGUGCUGUUUUUGUACGAUUUAAUUAUUUUCCUCCAGAUUAAAUCAUUUCAAUAUAUCUGUGUAGGUAUGUAGGAUUUAUUCUCGAAGAUUUUUUUUAAUUUUUUUGGGGGAGGUCGUUGCCAACUAAUGGGGGUAAUCAAUAUAAUGGGUAAACAAGAGUCAUAGCGAUUCGCUGUGUUCAUAAGCAGGAAAAUGUUCAUCAAAUAAAACAUUGUUCAAACAGGACGAUGAUAAAGCA
This is a messenger RNA of Lytechinus pictus (painted urchin), 3167 nucleotides long. Its product is annotated as organic solute transporter subunit alpha-like. The transcript is spliced from 7 exons. The record is from RefSeq and is a predicted model, not a curated record. The coding region runs from base 248 to 1318 and encodes 356 amino acids. Gene Ontology annotation, biological process: transport. Gene Ontology annotation, cellular component: membrane. Lineage: Eukaryota; Metazoa; Echinodermata; Echinoidea; Temnopleuroida; Toxopneustidae. Gene Ontology annotation, molecular function: transporter activity.